CUUGCCAUGUCCCUCGCGAACAAGCUUUCGAUAAGUGAGCUGGAUCUCAAUGGCAAGCGCGUCCUCAUCCGCGUCGACUUCAACGUGCCUCAGCAAGAUGGGAAAAUUACUAAUCCGGCGCGCAUUGUCGCAGCUCUCCCCACAAUCCAAUACGCGCUCAAAAAUGGCGCUUCUGUCGUCACUCUCAUGUCCCACUUGGGUCGGCCAGACGGCAAGGUUGUUGAGAAGUACUCGCUCAAGCCGGUUGCUGCAGAACUCGAGAAGUUAAUUGGCUCGUCUGUGACCUUCCUUCCCGACUGCGUCGGCCCAGAAGUUGAAAAAGCGGUCAACUCUGCAUCCAACGGCACAAUCAUUCUCCUUGAGAAUCUGCGUUUCCACAUUGAGGAAGAGGGCUCUGUCAAGAACAAGGACGGGACGAAGACGAAAGCUGACCCCACCAAGGUUGCGGAGUUUAGGGAGGGGCUUACUCGGCUGGGCGAUGUUUAUGUCAACGACGCUUUCGGUACUGCCCACAGAGCACACUCGAGUAUGGUCGGUAUCAAGCUGCCCCAGAGAGCUGCUGGUUUCCUCGUCAAAAAGGAGCUGGAAUUUUUCGCCAAAGCCCUCGAAAGCCCCGACCGUCCAUUCCUCGCCAUCCUUGGUGGGGCCAAAGUGUCAGACAAGAUCCAACUCAUCGAUAACAUGCUCGAUAAGGUCAACUCACUCAUCAUUUGUGGCGGCAUGGUGUACACUUUCAAGAAGACGUUGGACAACAUGUCUAUUGGCAACUCUCUGUUCGAUGCACCUGGGUCCGAGAAAGUCGCCGGGCUCAUUGAAAAGGCAAAGAAGAACAACGUCAAGCUGGUUUUCCCAAUUGACCACAUCACCGCUGAUAAGUUUGACAAGAAUGCCAAGACGGGGAAUGCCACAGAUGCCGAAGUCGAGAACUUUUUCCGCACAACUGUUUUGGAAGCCAAAACAAUUCUUUGGAAUGGACCUCCUGGCGUGUUCGAAUUCCCUGCUUUUGCUGAAGGCUCCACGUCUCUUCUAGAGGCGAAUAUCGACGCUGCUAAGAAUGGGGCGGUUGUUAUUGUUGGUGGUGGUGACACUGCGACGCUUGUCGCUCAGCAUGGUGUAGAAGAAAAGCUGAGCCACGUGAGCACGGGUGGUGGAGCCAGUCUAGAGUUGUUGGAGGGCAAGGUUUUACCUGGCGUUGCUGAGUUGAGCGAAAAGUGA
Mycena indigotica is the source of this 1215-nucleotide messenger RNA. Its product is annotated as Phosphoglycerate kinase. The record is from RefSeq and is a predicted model, not a curated record. Gene Ontology annotation, molecular function: ATP binding; phosphoglycerate kinase activity; ADP binding. NCBI's taxonomy places the organism in Eukaryota, Fungi, Basidiomycota, Agaricomycetes, Agaricales, Mycenaceae. Gene Ontology annotation, cellular component: cytosol. Gene Ontology annotation, biological process: glycolytic process; gluconeogenesis. The coding region runs from base 7 to 1215 and encodes 402 amino acids. The transcript is spliced from 8 exons.